GUACCGAUUUGAGGAAUUACCGAGCAACAUACAAGAAAAUCACAAGAAGUUUGUGACAGUUGAUGGACAGGUAGACAUCUCAGGUAGCAAGCCAGGUGAGUGUAGGGGACCGAAAGUCACAAUCGUGUGAACAGCAGAUUUCUGAUUAAAUUGUCUAGCGCUUUUACCACGGCGGUUGCUCACCCUUGAUACUGAAUAUUACUUAAACCAGGCCAACGUGUGUCAGAUAAACAAGACGAAUUCCUUGACUUUUUUUGCUGCGAGACAGACUGGAAUAUACAAAACCCUGGAGCAACCUUGACCCAGGCACCAGCAGGACAACCAGCCAACACAUUGCCUCCAACCUUUGACCUGUUUUUUUGCCAAAGAUCCAUGGCCUCUUCUGAUUUGGAACGAAACGACAACUUAAAUGAAGAGGAAUACGUGAUAUUCUUGAAUCGAUUGACCAAUAACGAAUUUAUUGGGCAAUCCUUCGAGGAACUAGAUUCUUUUUUGAAAAAGAACUUUUCGGAACUUGCAGGAGAGGAUGGUCAGAUUUCUAUCUAUGGAUCGAAACCCGACCAAAAAAGUAUCAGUGUGAAAGAGAAAGAACAUUUGGAGAAUAUUUGUAUCAAAACAGGCAAUGCAUUGAAUGGAAUUUCGGAUCCUGAUCCAACACCAACACCAACUCCAGUGGAAGUGGAAGUUGGAAUCCCCUCGGUCGAGCCGAGUGGACAAAUGAGUUUGCCACCUACCUUCGACGAAAGCACCUGUCUUAUAGCCAUUGCUUCAUCGGAUCCGGAUGAUGAUGAUUACAUGAAUCAAGAUGAAUACACAGAAUUCGUUGUUCGAUUAACAGGAAAAGCGUUUGAGGGAUUAACAUUUGAGGAACUCCCAUCACCACUGCCAGAAACUUACAACAGCUUGGUUUCUGAAGAUGGAAAUGGUAUAUAUACAUAUGGAGCAAAACCUGAUGAAUCGCCCGAACAAGACCAAGAGGAAUUCUUACAACAAAUUUGUCUGAACGUAGCCGUCGCGUAUAGCCAGACGGAAGGAUGGACAGAGGCACCUGUCAUAGUCACUGAAGGGACAUUUCCACCAGGGAUUUCCGAAGGUUACAAUUCGUUCAUAGUUUCUAACAGAGGAGGUUUGACAGCAGAUGACCUGGUAUCGGGACUCAACCGAGAUGGUCUAGAUCAAGCAUAUACGAUCUUUAUUGAGAGAGCUAUUGAAGACAGCGACAUAGUGAUUGGUACACUGGUAGAAGAAAACCGCUUGCGACGCCGAAAGCUUGGAGUUGACCUUGCGCCAAACAGCCCCGAAAUUUACAUACUCGAUGACAUUGAUUGUCCCGAAGGUCUAUCGUCAGUAGAAAAAUGCCAAAUUGCCUUUGCCAAAUUCCAACUCACUAUAGAUGAAGAGGACCCACAAACAGUUAGCAGGGUUUACACCAAUUAUACGCAGAGUCUUAUCUCUAAUCGGUUUUUGGAAAUCGUCUUGAAAGAAGUCGACCCGAGGACCACCCUAAGAAUUGUUGAUGCUAGCUAUCCCGUGCUUCCAGAAAUUGAAAUAACCGAUCCCCCAACUA
Pseudo-nitzschia multistriata is the source of this 1567-nucleotide messenger RNA. NCBI's taxonomy places the organism in Eukaryota, Bacillariophyta, Bacillariophyceae, Bacillariales, Bacillariaceae. The record is from the annotation of a GenBank genome assembly.